AUGAAGUUGGCGCUUUGGAUUCUGAUGUGCACACUACUGCUACAGGUCCGUUUACCUUCCCUUUCAACGUUAUUAAAACGGUUUUUCAGGUAUUCAUGAUUGACGGCGCUAUCUUCAGGCGAUCAAACAACAGAACUUUUCCGGAAUCCGAAAGGUGAUUCAAAUAAACAGUAUUGUCCGUUAACAUCUGCACGGUUCCAGAAAAAAGAAGGUGGUGAAAAGGGCGUUCGAUCGUUUCGACCACGGAGGCCACUUCUAUUUCGGAGCUCGUCGUUCCAGCCCAUUCGAUGACAGCCACGGAUUCGAUGUAGACCAUUACCGAUAUUUUAGUUAUGAGAAUCUCCUGUUUGAUUCCCACUAA
Molecule: messenger RNA, 361 nt
Organism: Caenorhabditis sp. 36 PRJEB53466
Lineage: Eukaryota; Metazoa; Nematoda; Chromadorea; Rhabditida; Rhabditidae
Source: the annotation of a GenBank genome assembly